Molecule: messenger RNA, 2084 nt
Organism: Nannospalax galili (Upper Galilee mountains blind mole rat)
Lineage: Eukaryota; Metazoa; Chordata; Mammalia; Rodentia; Spalacidae
Gene: Anxa7
Product: annexin A7
Exons: 14
Coding region: 335-1792 (485 amino acids)
Cellular component (GO): cytoplasm
Molecular function (GO): calcium ion binding; calcium-dependent phospholipid binding
Source: RefSeq, a predicted model, not a curated record
CCUCCUGUCACAGGAGGCCGCCUCUGUCCUCAGAAGACACCCCAGGACCACAGUGUGGAGGGGGAAGCUGCCCAACUCCCUUUCCCAGCUCUUCCGCGGCGCACCCCUGGGAGCACAACUUCCUCAGCGGCAGCACCAAAGGGAGUGCAGCAGGCGCUGAGAUGAAACCAGCCGGGCUACCGUGCGGAGCUGGGUCCCACCCGGCGCCGCCCUUUCAGGCUGCCACCGCGGAAUCUUAGCCAGCUCGCACCGCCCCGGCGCUCCGCCCUCCGGCCCGCCCUGGUUCCAUCUUGCGGAAGAGGCGGCUAGGCUGUGACGCUGCUCCGGGCUCAGAAUGUCAUACCCAGGCUAUCCCCCCACAGGCUACCCACCUUUCCCUGGAUAUCCUCCUGCGGGUCAGGAGUCAUCUUUCCCCUCUCCAGGCCAGUAUCCUUAUCCCAGUGGCUUUCCUCCAAUGGGAGGAGGUGCUUACCCACCAGCAACAAGUGGUGGCUACCCUGGAGCUGGAGGCUACCCUGCACCUGGAGGUUAUCCAGCCCCUGGGGGCUAUCCUGGUGCCCCACAGCCAGGAGGAGCGCCUGCCUAUCCCGGAAGCCAAGGAUUUGGUGCCCCACCUGGUGGAGCAGGCUUUUCUGGCUAUCCACAGCCACCUUCACAGUCUUAUGGUGGUGGGCCAGCCCAGGUUCCAGUACCAGGUGGCUUUCCUGGAGGACAGAUGCCUUCUCAGUACUCUGGAGGACAAGUUCCUUACCCCAGCCAGAUCAAUACAGAAUCCUUUUCUUCCUGUCCUGCUUUCUCUCCUGUCUCUUUGGAUUAUAGCAAUGAACCCUCAGCCAUGACUCAGGGCACUCAAGGGACAGUCCAGCCAGCUGCCAACUUUGAUGCUUUGAGAGAUGCAGAAAUUCUCCGUAAAGCAAUGAAGGGAUUUGGGACAGACGAGCAGGCGAUUGUGGAUGUAGUAUCCAACCGUUCCAAUGAUCAGAGGCAACAAAUUAAAGCAGCUUUUAAGACCAUGUAUGGCAAGGAUUUAAUUAAAGAUCUCAAGUCAGAGUUGAGUGGAAAUAUGGAAGAAUUGAUCCUCGCCCUGUUCAUGCCUUCAACAUACUAUGAUGCCUGGAGUUUGCGAAAAGCAAUGCAGGGAGCAGGAACUCAGGAGUGUGUGUUGAUAGAGAUUUUGUGCACAAGAACAAAUCAAGAAAUUCGAGAAAUUGUCCGAUGUUAUCAAUCAGAAUUUGGUCGAGACCUUGAAAAGGACAUCAGGUCAGAUACCUCAGGGCAUUUUGAACGUCUACUUGUAUCCAUGUGCCAGGGAAACCGGGAUGAGAACCAGAGUGUCAACCACCAGAUGGCUCAGGAAGAUGCUCAGCGUCUCUAUCAAGCUGGUGAAGGCAGACUAGGGACAGAUGAAUCCUGCUUUAACAUGGUUCUUGCCACAAGGAGUUUUCCUCAGCUGAAAGCCAUGAUGGAGGCCUAUUCCAGGAUGGCUAAUCGAGAUUUGUUAAGCAGUGUGAGCCGAGAGUUUUCCGGAUAUGUUGAAAGUGGUUUGAAGGCCAUCUUGCAGUGUGCCCUAAACCGCCCUGCCUUCUUCGCUGAGCGACUCUAUUACUCCAUGAAAGGCGCUGGCACAGAUGACUCCACCCUGGUCAGGAUUGUGGUCACUCGAAGUGAGAUUGACCUUGUACAAAUAAAGCAGAUGUUCACACAGAUGUAUCAGAAGACACUGAGCACAAUGAUUGCAAGUGACACAAGCGGAGAUUACAGAAAGCUGCUUCUGGCCAUUGUGGGCCAGUGAGAGGGAGGGUUACAUUGUAUUUAAUGAAUGAAGCUACUCAAAGCAAUGGGACCUGCAUGCAGCAAUAUCAAACAUCAACUAACCAGAGCAGCUUUCCACUCAGGACUGGGGUCAGGGUAAUGUGCUGGUUUGCACAUGUUGUUGUUGCCUUAAUUCUGAUACUAGUUUUUCUUUGGUGUCCAGUGUAAAAGCCACAUAAAUGAUGUAAUAAUUUUGCAAUAUUUGUAAAGCUUCAUUCUGCCUUUAUUUUAAUCCAGAUUUCAAGUUGAAUAAAAAUCAUAGUAAUCUCUAA